Molecule: messenger RNA, 2406 nt
Organism: Magallana angulata
Lineage: Eukaryota; Metazoa; Mollusca; Bivalvia; Ostreida; Ostreidae
Exons: 7
Coding region: 117-1994 (625 amino acids)
Source: RefSeq, a predicted model, not a curated record
UCUUAUUAAAAUCAAUAUAAUUUCUAUGCAACGAUAUGCACUUAAAAUGAUAAACUAUAUAUGUAGGGUAAAUAUUGUGCAGUACAACAGGAAUGUUUGAAGUGUGAACUAGAAGAAUGGAGAUAUCAGCAGGAAAUACCGAGCCACGCUACCCCGAGGCACUGCCCAGUGCGAGUGUAAUGGUGGACGGCUACCUUUGGGGUGGUGGAUGUCUUACAAACAACGCAAAAGGUCAUGCCAAUCCUUUCCAAAAUCCCUGUCAAAUGUCCUUCCCAAGUGAGAGAAGACACCACGAUGCUUCUUCAGAGGAUUUCAAUGAUCGCAUAACAUAUGCACGAAAAGAGCAAAAAGCAACAUCACACCUCAAGGAAUACAACACUCAAUACAAUGGCCUUACCAUCAUUCCUUGGGAAGACUUUGCCUUGAGCCCAACACAAAUUAAUGAUUUAUUUCAUUUAGAGAAAACUGGCUUCAUAACAUAUGAUCCCGAGGAAGUGAAUGUUUUUUUUCACGCAACUAGAAUGAACAAACCCCAACUUGGUGAGAUAAGCGAGAACGGAGGUGCAUGGAUAUUGACCGUAGAAAAUGCACAUCAGCUGGAAACCAUUAGAUUGUGUCUAACGGAAAGAAUAUCGGUAUUUGGUUUGACGAUGAUUAGAAAUGGAACAAGAUUAAAGAAUAAGCAAAGAGCGCCUUGUUUGUUAAUGGUUGAUCCAACUGAUGGAACUAUAGGCGAGCAAAUCAAUGCACAAAUCAUGAGAUGUUCCAAAAUUAUGGAAGCACAAGGCAAAUUUUGCUUGGAGAUAUCGUUUAAUGGCUCGGUUGAACGAUGGUGUAGAAAAAUCACUGAAGAAAAGUGCAAAUCUAUUGGAGCAAGACUCUUAAUUACGAACGGAGAUGAGCCAGAAACAUUUGGAACUCUGGAAAAUAUCCUGUGCUGUGUCGCUUGCUUUCCUAUUUGGGCUAUACAAACGGCCAUUAUUAAGAUGCACCGCAAAAUUGCAUAUGAAGAUAUUUUGAUGGAAUUCAGCGCAGAGGAAGUGCUACUACAUGGGUCUGUCGGGGGUGUGCAGAACCAGAGACGUCAUCUGUUUAGAGAAAUGCCAUAUUCAACCGUUUUUUACACCAAAAGUAACCAAAAUCAUACAGAGGAUCUUGGUUAUAAAUAUGUUUGUUUAAAAAAGUAUGAUAAGAACACUUCUUUUAGUUUCACCGAGAAGACGCAUGAAAAAGAACAGUAUGAAACAACGAGCAUUUAUCGUUGUUUCGAGGAUAAACGCACAUCACUUUCACACACAACGGUUUCAAAUUCAAAAUCUGAUGAGAUGAUUUUGAUUGACAAUAAUAGGGCAAAUGAAUAUUCAACAACACCUUCGAAUAUCGCAGGUCAAAAUCACAAAAAUGACACUAAGGAUGAUUUGGCUGUUCAACGAUACGAGCCUCUAACGCAGCAACCGACACUUAUAAAAGAAAAAGCGAAAAUUAACGAACACCCAUGCAAUGAAGACGUCACUGAGAUUGAAUCGAUAGCAAAACUGAACACGGUACAACAGAAAAUGUCUGCUGAUGAAAUAUCUCAAUCUGAAUUUGAUAUGUCACCUGCUUCAAGUUUCUACCAAGAUCAAAAUACAAAAACAAACGAACAAAUUGAAAUUCCUAUCAGAAAAAAUCUCUGUAAUGACGAUCUCGAAAUGAAGACUGAUGAUGAAAAUCCCAUCUAUUUUGAAAAUUCCAAAAUGAAAUGUUCUCCCAUGUCAGGAGAUGGAACAGAUGUUUCAUCUACAGCUGAGCAAAGAAACAACGAAGCUGAUAUGACGAUUUCAGAUCUGGAAUCAGAUAGUUUAUCCGAUUAUGAAACCGAAACAUCAAUAUCGACCACAAGUGCUAGCUCAAAACAACCUUUUAGACACAACAUGCGUCUGAGAAAAGUGACGAGAUAUGACUCAAAAAGAAAAUAUUUAAGUCCUCACAGACCAAAACUAAAUAUCAAAUAAUUUCAUUUAAAAAGUUAUUCAGGAUUUGUUUUAAAAAAUAAAUGAAGGGUAUACAUUGUAGGUUUACAGUUGUAUUACUUUGUUAGACGCGAACAUUUCUACGCUUAUUACAUUUUUAAAAGUAAAUUUAAACUUGGACUAGUAAUUGCAUUUCUCUGCAGGACAAUCAAUGGUUUCAUCACCUCGCGCAUAUAUUGCAUUAUAUGUUCACAAAACAAAAUUAAAACAGUCGAAUCGACCUCUGGCGAUGAUCAUCUGAAUCUCACUUCGAGCUGGUAUUUUUAUAGUUGUUAAGAAUUACAUCCUGAAUAAAACUAAAGUACAUGUAUUAUAUUAUGUACAUUGUCGAAACCUUUGUUAUUUAUAAAAAUUGGUUUAAAUUCCACAUAUUUAAUAAAGGUUAUAAUUGGUA